AUGGCUGGCUAUCCGUCCUUCAACUUUGGCUUUGAGCUUGAGCUGUCUCUCAAUAGCAGCAAGAGACACAAGACAUGGCUCUCCAUGGCCCAGGACACCGGUGCGCGACUGGCCAAGAAGGAAAUCAACAACCAUGUUAAGGAGGUGGUGGACGGGAACUACCGCAAGUGGUCCAUUGUCCAGGAAAUUACGAUUCCUCAGAAUCCGGCCAAGAACAAUUGGGCACUUGAGCUAGUAUCUCCUGUCUUCGGGCUGGAUUCUCCUUGGAUGGACGACACCGACCACAUAUUCUCUGCUAUCCAAAAGCACUCAUCUGUACAAAGAGUUCCCCAGUGCAGCACCCAUGUCCACAUCAGCCAGGCCGGUCAAGACUUCACCCCAUCGCAACUGGAGUGCUUGGCCAAGGCAAUCCUUGUGUAUGAGUCUUGCUUCGAUGCCCUCGUGCCCAAGGACAGGGCAUCCGCAUACUGGUGCCAAAGCAACCGUCGCAAUCCUGUUUUAUCUCGCUGCAAGACCCUCGAAGACUGCCUUGGCCUUCUUGAAAUGGCGUCGCAGAAAGGAACUGCCGCCAUCGUCGAGGCCAUGUGCUUGUUCCCAGCCUCAAGCGCCUACGGACGUGCUCAUGGGCAGAAGAAGGACUUUGUACACGGCAAGGUCUACAAGUGGAACUUUGCUCCUCUGCUGGGGUACGACAACUGUCGGACUAUUGAGUUUCGACAGCCUCCCGGCAGUACAUGUAUGGAAGAUGCCGUUGGCUGGGUCUUGCUGACGCUGACGUUCGUUGCGGGAGCGACUGGGGGCGGGAACUGCCUCGGGUCGUUAGAGCCUGGCGGCGCCGGCGACAGACUGGAGCUUUGGCAUCUUCUAUGUCACGGUGCAGUGGUCCUCGGACUUGAACCUUUCUUGCUCGAUGUUUUGAGGAACUUUUUGGGCAAAAGUCCAGUCUAA
Messenger RNA from Colletotrichum graminicola M1.001, 948 nucleotides. RefSeq lists its product as uncharacterized. The transcript is spliced from 2 exons. The record is from RefSeq and is a predicted model, not a curated record. Bases 1 to 948 code for a protein of 315 amino acids. Lineage: Eukaryota; Fungi; Ascomycota; Sordariomycetes; Glomerellales; Glomerellaceae.